GCACUUUUCAAGUUUAACUAUGGGUACGUGGUAGGUAAGCCAGCGGUUUCUUCUCUUACGUAGUAACGUUAGGCAGCUGUGGACUUUAAAAAGUGAAUAGGUGUCGAACAGACAAGGCAGAUACAAACUAUGCUUCCUCGCAGGCACGACUACGGGAUGAAGAGGACCGGAGGACCGCGCAACGGCUCGGUAAUUAACUUCAGGACAACGGUGAACUCGGGCUCCGUCCGCCGCAGCUCCGCCGUGCUGCCCUCGGUGCUAACGUUCCUGGUGAUAGUAGCAUCCGGAGGCCUGCUGCUUAUGAUAGAGAAAGGAAUGCUGAACAGCAUGGAGACGCCUCCACCCAUGGGCAGCGGCAAGCGACUGGACUUCAUUCGGCGGGUUGGGAAGCACAGCCCGGCCGCUGUGGACGUGGACUCCCAGAUCCUCCAGGAGAUCCGUAACCGGACCAUCAGGACCGUGUGCAGCCAGAAGAACAUGCCCCACAGCAUUUGGUCCCAGCCCCUGCAGAGGAAGACGCUGCUGCAGCACAUCCUGGUGAACGACCAGUACCACUUCCUGUACUGCUACGUCCCCAAGGUGGCCUGCUCCAACUGGAAGAGGGUCUUGAAGGUUCUGAACGGAGCUCUGGAGAGCGUCGACGUCAACAUCAAGAUGGACCACCGCAGCGACCUGCAGUUUUUGUCCUCUUUUAAACCCGAGGAGAUCCGCCACCGCCUCAAGCACUAUUUCAAGUUCAUGUUUGUGCGGGAGCCAAUGGAGCGCUUGCUUUCUGCAUACAGGAACAAGUUUGGAGAGAUAGAGUCCUACCAGAAAAAGUACGGCGUGGAGAUCGUAAAGCGGUACAGAAAAGGCCGCGCCAAGGACGCAUCUGUAACAGGAGAUGAUGUGACAUUUGCAGAAUUUGUCCAUUACUUGUUGGACGAGGAUGCGGAGCGCAUGAACGAGCACUGGAUGCCGGUGUACAACUUGUGCCAACCCUGUGCCGUGUCCUACGACUUCAUCGGCUCCUACGAGCACCUUGAAAGUGAUUCAGAGUUUGUGCUCCAGCGGAUUGGAGCGCCUCCUCAUGUUCGCUUCCCAGAAAGGCAAACGUGGUACAAGCCAGUCACCACGGAGACGUUACACUAUUACCUGUGCACCUUACCACAGAAGCUGCUGAGGGAACUGCUGCCCAAGUACAUUUUAGACUUUUCCCUCUACGCUUAUCCUCUCCCCAACACAACCACUGAAAACUGCCGGCAUUAAAUGUGCAAUGUUUUAUAGUUCAGAGAAUAUUUUUUAUAGAGAAUGAUUUUUUUGUACUCUUUUUUUAUUCCUAGGAAACAAACAGUAUUUUGAUAGCUGUUACACAUUUUUUA
Messenger RNA from Perca flavescens (yellow perch), 1361 nucleotides. RefSeq names its product carbohydrate (N-acetylgalactosamine 4-0) sulfotransferase 14 (gene chst14). The record is from RefSeq and is a predicted model, not a curated record. Gene Ontology annotation, molecular function: sulfotransferase activity. Gene Ontology annotation, biological process: carbohydrate biosynthetic process; dermatan sulfate proteoglycan metabolic process. NCBI's taxonomy places the organism in Eukaryota, Metazoa, Chordata, Actinopteri, Perciformes, Percidae. Gene Ontology annotation, cellular component: membrane.